ACAGACCAUAUAGGGCACACAGUGGAUAUGUUGGACUGGCAGUGAAAGCGUAAUCACACAGGAGCUCCGGCUACCCAAUUUCUUCAAUCAGAAGACACUGAAAAUAAGGUACAUGUUGUGCGAGACCAUCUACUUCCCAAUUAAUGAUGGCACUUCCUACAAACACCACAAAUGAUGUCCUUCAAUGUAUCAUCAAUGACCAGAUGGCGCCUUUCAGCGUGCUCUACAUCCUGGUCUUUUUCAUCAGUAUGGCCUCCAACCUGGUGGCUCUUUGGGCAUUCACACGGAGCUAUGACGCCAAGAAGAGCAUCCACGUCUACCUAGUCAAUCUCUUGGCCUCUGACCUCUUGCUCACCCUGGCUCUGCCCUUCAAGGUUGCCAAAGACCUAGGCUUGGCUCCCUGGGGCCUCAUGGUCUUCCAUUGUCAGAUGAGCGCUGUGGUCAUCUACAUCGGCAUGUAUGCUGCCAUCCUCUUCCUCACCUUCAUCAGCAUUGACUGCUGUUUACAGAUCAGCCAGAGCACCAGAUGCUUACACAUCCAGGAAGUGGGCUUUGCCAGGCUAAUGUCGGUGAUGGUGUGGCUACUCGUCCUUCUUGUCAUGGUGCCAAACAUGGCUCUACCCAUUCUGGACAUCCCCAAAAGGAAGUUCCUGAGCUGCUCCCACCUGAAGAGGCAGAUGGGGCUCCAAUGGCAUGCUCUCGCUGUUUUUCUCUGCACCUUUCUGUUCCUAAACGCGUCCGUGGCAGUUCUUCUCUCCAAUGGCCUGGUCCUGAAGAGGCUGCUGGUGAGCCAGAAUGACCCUGAGAAACGGCGCAGCACCCACCGUGCCAAUGCCAAGAUUGCCACGGUAACGGCAGCGUUCGUGGUGUGCUUUGUGCCAUACCACGUGGUAAGAACACCCUAUACACUAGCUCAGACCGAAGUCAUCACUCCAGACUGCCAGACCAGUAGGCGUCUCUUCCUGGCCAAGGAGUCCACAUUACUGCUGGUGGUGCUGCACAUCUGCCUGGACCCUGUGCUUUAUUACUACCUCUGUAAGGCGUUCAGACAGAGGGUAAGGAUUGUGUUCGAAAGUAUAAGGAGCAGGAGGGAUUUAAACACCAACCCAGUGCUGGGCCCUGCUGCUGAGAACUUGAAAAUGCAGCCACUGACUUGUCAAGAUAACAUAGAAGAGAGAGAGCAAGACUGAGAUAUGGCCAGCAGCAUAGCACCCUGAAUUCCACAUAACAAUAUUAUGUAUUUAAAGGUACAUGCUUUAAACUGCCAUGUGGUUUUCCUGUCAAAUGGGCUGAUGGUGAAGUGGAUGUCCAUUGUAUACACAUACCAAAGAAGUUUACAGAUCACACCUCUAGUAACUUUGAUAGGAACAGUGGCAAAUUAGAUAGGAUACUGAAGCCUUGGAAAGGCUUGCACCAAACUAUUUAUGGUAAAGUUGACCUGGGAAACUCCCUGGUGAUCUCACAGUUCAGUUAUUUAUUCAUGCCACUACCUACCCCAUGAAAAUCUUUUUGCAAGUUAUUUAAUAAAAACAACAUUUAUUUGGAAUAUUUAAUGUUACGCAUGCAGGUAUCCUGUAUGUGUAUUAGUGUUUUUCCACUCCUUCUGCCCUAAUCACAGAUGUCCCUUAUGUUUCUGAUUGUUGUCAUUGUUAGAAAAAAAUAGAGUAUAUACUUUAUUAAACUUUUGGGUAUACUUUGCCUGAUUUAUUGCUUUUUCCUUUGACCUUUGAGCCCUUAGGCAGGGCUAAUUAUAGA
Messenger RNA from Esox lucius (northern pike), 1755 nucleotides. It is a transcript of the gene gpr171, whose product is annotated as G protein-coupled receptor 171. The transcript has 3 exons. Gene Ontology annotation, biological process: G protein-coupled receptor signaling pathway. The record is from RefSeq and is a predicted model, not a curated record. Bases 144 to 1190 code for a protein of 348 amino acids. Gene Ontology annotation, cellular component: membrane. Gene Ontology annotation, molecular function: G protein-coupled purinergic nucleotide receptor activity. NCBI's taxonomy places the organism in Eukaryota, Metazoa, Chordata, Actinopteri, Esociformes, Esocidae.